Cucurbita moschata (crookneck pumpkin) is the source of this 985-nucleotide messenger RNA. RefSeq lists its product as uncharacterized. The transcript is spliced from 3 exons. NCBI's taxonomy places the organism in Eukaryota, Viridiplantae, Streptophyta, Magnoliopsida, Cucurbitales, Cucurbitaceae. The record is from RefSeq and is a predicted model, not a curated record. The coding region runs from base 174 to 746 and encodes 190 amino acids.
GGUGGGGUUGGGUCAAAUUUUACUAGCUAGGGGGCCUAUUCCAAGACCUACUUUGGUGCAUACAUUUCAUUUUCUAGACUAUAAAUCACCAACACCAAAAGCACCUUCAACCUCUCAUUUUCCCCCCCUUCGCCUUGUAUUUUACUCUCAACUUUCUUGCCUUCCAAUCAAGCAUGAAUGUGUACAGAGAUCAAAUCUCCUCCUGUUACUUCCAUCCAAAAGAAAUAGUGGUGGGCGUCUGCGCUGUGUGCUUAAACGAGAGGCUUCAUAUUUUAGCGUCCAGACGAGGCCGCCACCACUCUUCAGCCCGAAGCUGCCGGAAAACUCCCAUCAACCUCUCCAAGAUCUUCGCUUUUAGCUCUUUCAUCAGCCGUCUCGAAUUCCGGCAUUGGAAGCCCGGAAACUCAGACGAUGAAGUCUCCACAAGUCAAGAAGACUCAUUCAUCUCAAUCAACUUUGGGAAAAACGGAGUUGGGUCAUGGGAGGAGAACAAGGUCUCAGAGGUAUCCCUGGAAAACUGCAGCCUGUCAUGGAAUCACCACUUGACCAAAGACUCCAAGGAGACCAAGACUGUGAUAGAGCACGGCAAGACCCGUGCCUCACUUAGGUGGCGGAAGCGGAUUGGCCACCUCUUCCAGCUCAUCAGAAGGAAAAGGUCUAACAAAGGGACAGUCUGCCACGUGGAAGGAGUUAAGACAAGGAAAGGCUGGAUAAAAACUCUGACAAGGUCAAGAAAUACUGAAUAGGCAAAAGAGAAUAUCUAUGCGUGAAUUGGAAUUCAAAUGUGAUUUGUAUAAAGAUUUGAGUCAAAAACUUAUUUUCUUGAUUUGAGCGCUUGCAGGUUUAAGAAUUUAUGAAUGUAAAUGAAGUUCUGUAAUGUGCUAGAAAUAUAUCACCUCUUCUUCCUUCCCCCCCCCCCCUCUUAUGUAGAAUGCCUGAAUAUCGAACACUGCGAUUGAAUAAAACAACCGAAGGAAUUUUCCCA